AUGGGAAAGUUAGAAGACUGUAUCCAAUGGGCCGUUAAGAAUGGUUCUAUUGUUGAUGAGCGCAUUCACUUUAAACAAAGCUCAAUUUCCGGUAUAUCGGCUGUAGUAGAAGGCAUAUUGGCCACGGAAGAACCGUUAAUCCAAAUUCCUUCAAAACUGCUUAUAACUAAUGAAAAGGCCCAGGAAUCAUUUCAAGUAGAUAGUGAUGUUAUUGAUAAAAAUGCUCCUAAUGCUCUAGUUCAACUCUACGUCGCUAAAUUAAAAUUUGCCAAAGGUAUGCCCUCCAUUUACCAACCAUAUAUUGAUUUAUUACCUCUAAAGCUUGAACAGCCAUAUUUUUGGGAUUGGAAAGAGCUACAAGUGAUUAAGGGAACUGAUCUGUAUCUCGUUAUGAAGCAAAGGUUACCUAAACUUUUAGAAGAAUGGACAACUCUUUUGAAGAAACUGUCAUUAGAACCAAGUGAUGACCUUGGGCAAUUAGAGACCCCUGGUUUAGACCUCGUUGAUUAUGUUGCCAGAUAUCGUGAAACAAAUGAACAACUCCCUUGGAACAGCUUUGCUGCAUAUGUAUGGUCAGCCGGGAUCUUUGCCUCUAGAGCUUUCCCCAAGAUUGCCCUCAAUGAUCAAUGUCUAUCAAUUAAUGAAGCUUUUCUGUAUCCGAUUGUAGAUUUCCUCAACCAUAAGAAUGAUACUAAGGUUAAAUGGUGUUUCCAAGACGGUAAGAUGUGUUUCGUUAGUAAAGAAUCUCUAAAGUCAGGUGAAGAAUUGUUUAAUAAUUAUGGUGAUAAAUCUAAUGAAGAAUUGCUGUUGAACUAUGGAUUUGUACAGGAUAAUAAUCAGUACGAUGAUGCUAGAUUAACUUUGAGACUUGAUUCACAAUUGUUAGAUGGCGCUGAACAACUUGGCAUCCCGCUAUCACAGGAAAGAGUAACUGACAACAGCGUGCAAUUUAAAUUGAACAAGAAAGAGCUUCUACCACAUAAUUUAGUCAAGCUAUUCGCCCUUGUGCACAAAUUAAAAUCAGAAGAUGGGAUUAAUUUGAGAAAUUCAUUAGAAGGUAUUGAUUCGUUGCAAUCCAUUCUAAUGCAAAAAGUGGAAUUCUUCAGACAAAAGACAAGAAUCGAUGCUUCUGCUAGUAGAAAGUUACAGAUUUUAAGAAAAUAUUUUGAUCAACAGAGAAGGUUAUUCCAGUUAAGCAUCGAGAAUGGACAAAAACUGCAAAAGGAGCUAAUUAAAUCUAAUUCUGAGUUUUUAAUUAGUUUCAAGACCAUUUUCAAGAACGAUAAGCAAUUUGCCAAUAGUCUACUGCUUACAUUUGGCGUGGCUAAAUUUGAAGAUUUAAUCACAAAGGAUUGUAUGAAUCAAAUCUUACUAUUGUGGAUUGUAAGAGUGGCUAAUAAGAACGAAUAUGCAAAGAAAUUACCAUUUGAGAUUCCACAAUUUAUCUACGAUACUUUCCAAGAAGUUUCUUCCACAAUCGUUAUUGAAAAGGAAGAUGUAUUGCAAAUGAUGGGAUUUUACCAAGCUAUGUUCCCAGCAAUGUCUGAAAAGAUUCCUGAAAUCUAUGGUCAGGGCAAUUGGCGUAUUCGUCAAUUUAUCGUAGCCGACACUGUCAUGGAUCGCUUAGUAUGGACACGUAAAUUGACCCAAGAACCUUUCUUCGUUAAGAAGCAAAGAAUUGCGUUUUAA
Molecule: messenger RNA, 1689 nt
Organism: Zygosaccharomyces rouxii
Lineage: Eukaryota; Fungi; Ascomycota; Saccharomycetes; Saccharomycetales; Saccharomycetaceae
Gene: EFM1
Product: protein-lysine N-methyltransferase
Exons: 1
Coding region: 1-1689 (562 amino acids)
Biological process (GO): peptidyl-lysine monomethylation
Cellular component (GO): nucleus
Molecular function (GO): protein binding; protein-lysine N-methyltransferase activity
Source: RefSeq, a predicted model, not a curated record